UGUUUGUUUUGGUAUACGAAUUUUCCUCGCGCAUUUCCUCGAUUUCCGUGCUUACAUAAAAGUUCCAAUUAAAUCCGGAGUGCAAGCGUAACGAAUCGGCUGCGACAAAUCCGUUCAAAAAACUGAAAAAUCCCAACAAUUUUCGUGAAAAAAGGAAUUUUUCAACAAAACGGGUCAACGGGAGACAAGACGAGACGAAGUGUGUUGGCUGAACUAUGACUAAGCGCUUAAUUAGAUUGAAAUUUUCCUUUUCGUGUGUGUAAUUAAAAAAAAUAACAAAAGAGGAGAUUUCUCCACAGAAAAAAAAUUCAAAAAAAAUUAAAAUAAAAAAAAAAUAUUUAAAGAAUGAUUCAUCAUUCGAACAGCAGUUCACAUGUCUCAAGCAACAGCUCGAUGCCGAACGUUCCGCCGCGACGUCGUGCCAACUCGGUGCAGCCCAAUCAUCGUCCCGCCAUCGAAUUUGUCCCGAGACGAUCGCUAAUUGCGCCCAACGACGAGGGUGUCAGUCAACUGCGCAUUCGAGUAAUUGCUGGACAUGAACUCGCUAAAAAAGACAUUUUUGGUGCAAGUGAUCCCUAUGUCCGAAUCGACUUGAACACCAUUUACGGCGACAUCAAUAUCGACUCGGUGCACACAAAAACGAAGAAAAAGACCCUCAACCCGAAAUGGGAGGAGGAAUUUGUGUUUCGCGUCAAGCCAAACGAGCACAAACUCGUGUUCCAGGUAUUCGAUGAGAAUCGCUUUACGCGCGACGACUUCUUGGGCAUGGUUGAGUUGACGCUCGCUCAGCUACCCAAAGAGCAGGAAGGACGUGUUAUUCAGAACAAGACGUAUCAGUUGAGACCGCGCAGGUCAGUUGGUGUUCGUUCCAAAGUGCGCGGAAUGCUGGAGAUUUAUCAUGCCUACAUCCGCGAUUUGGAUGCCGCCCCUGAGCCAGACUGGGAAAUUGUCGAUACAAACGAAACCAAUAGCCUAUACAGUGCCAAUUCGUCGAGUCAGGAUCCGCUGCCCUUCGGAUGGGAAGAGCGACAAGACGCCAACGGGAGAACGUACUACGUGAAUCAUGUUGCGCGCUCGACACAAUGGGAACGACCGACGGUUACCAGCAAUUCAACGAGCGUAGAACAGACACAACAACAAAACAACGACGAAGCAGCUGCAUUCCAAAGGCGCUUUCAUAUUAGUGUGGAUGAUGCUGACUCUAGAAGUUUAAAUAAUUCAAAUCAGGAGGAUUCGCCGCCUCACAUUUCCGUCGUCGAUACCGAUGACGGCGAUGUCAUUUCCGACACUGUUGCGCCUCCCGAAACCAUUAUCGAAAAUUUGGCGGAAGCCAUUGACGACGAAUCCGAUGCCGAAAGUCGUUUAGAGACGCCGCCAUUGCCCGACAAUAGCUUAGAACGUAGUAGUAACGAAUUAGUUGUUGACAUUAGAGUUACGGGACCGAGUGAGAGUCAUGACGACGACGUCGAUGUCGAAGUCGAGCUAACGUCCCUUUUUGCCGACGACGAAGACCGAGAAGAGGAAGACACAAGUACCUCACAAAAUCCGCCGAGCGAUUCGUUAGUCGAAGAAUCCGCGGCGACGUCACCUUUACCUUCAAAUAUUCCUCCUAGACGACCUGCUCCAAGUAUUCCCGCUGGCUUGGGCGGCAUUAAACGUGCUGCGCCUCUGCCUCCGACGUCUUCUAGCGCUAAUGAAGCGACUUCUUCUAGUAAUAAUACCGAGGCUAAUAUUAACGGGCGAGAAAAUUCGGAGGACGACGUUGACAGCACAUCCGAGACACAGUCGAGCGCCAACAACAAUCAAGGUCGAUCCAUUUCCUCCCAAUCUCGCACGAGUUCCAUCGAUGAGAACAAUUCGGCGAAUGCUUCGCCCGCGCCAGCUGCAAGAAAUCAACUUUCGGGCGAGGGACUUCCGUCGGGGUGGUCGAUGCAACUUGCGCCCAAUGGCAGAAUCUUUUUCAUCGAUCACGUGAACAAGAAAACGUCGUGGGUCGAUCCGCGUACGGGAAGAGCAAGUCCCAUGCCAAAUACAACGAGCGCCGCGCCAGUUGAACGGAAAUCCGAAGACGAAUUGGGACCGUUGCCCGAGGGAUGGGAAGAGAGAAUUCAUUCGGAUGGCAGAAUUUUCUUCAUUGAUCACAAUACUCGAACAACGCAAUGGGACGAUCCCCGAUUGUCAAAUCCCAACAUUGCGGGACAAGCUGUACCUUAUUCGAGAGACUACAAACAAAAAUACGAGUAUCUCAAGAGUCAAUUACGGAAACCGACAAACGUGCCUAACAAAUUCGAGAUCAAAGUACGUCGGGCCUCCAUUCUCGAGGACUCGUAUCGCAUCAUCAUGGGUGUCAGCAAGGUAGAUUUGCUCAAAACGAAGCUCUGGAUCGAAUUCGAGGGCGAAGCAGGUCUCGAUUACGGCGGCUUGGCACGCGAAUGGUUCUUCCUGCUGUCCAAAGAGAUGUUCAAUCCGUACUACGGGCUCUUCGAGUAUUCCGCGAUGGAUAAUUACACGCUUCAAAUCAAUCCGUUCAGCGGUUUGUGCAACGAAGAGCACUUGAAUUACUUCAAAUUCAUUGGACGCGUCGCCGGAAUGGCAGUUUAUCACGGAAAACUCUUGGAUGCGUUCUUCAUUCGUCCCUUUUACAAGAUGAUGUUGCAAAAACCGAUCGAUUUGAAGGACAUGGAGUCGGUCGACAUGGAAUAUUACAAUUCGUUGCAGUGGAUCAAAGAAAACGAUCCAAGCGAAUUGGGUUUGACGUUCUGCGUCGACGAAGAAACGUUCGGACACACAAGUCAACGCGACUUGAAACCCAAUGGAGGUAGUAUUGAAGUGAAUGACGAGAACAAAGACGAGUAUAUUCGUCUCGUGAUCCAAUGGCGCUUCGUUUCGCGUGUUCAGGAGCAGAUGCAGUCGUUCUUGGAGGGCUUUGGAUCGAUUGUGCCGUUGCAUUUAUUGAAAAUUUUCGACGAAAACGAGUUGGAACUCCUCAUGUGCGGCAUCCAGAACAUCGACGUGAAGGAUUGGAAACGAAACACGCUCUACAAAGGCGAUUAUUACGCAAAUCAUGUGAUAAUUCAGUGGUUCUGGCGUGCGGUAUUGUCUUUUAGCAACGAAAUGCGCGCCAGAUUACUGCAAUUUGUGACGGGAACAUCUCGUGUACCGAUGAAUGGGUUCAAGGAAUUGUACGGAAGUAACGGGCCGCAAAUGUUUACGAUCGAAAAAUGGGGAAUUCCCGAUAAUUAUCCUCGAGCUCAUACAUGCUUCAACCGAUUGGAUCUCCCCCCAUACGACAGUUACUUACAACUCAAGGACAAAUUGAUCAAAGCCAUCGAAGGAAGUCAAGGAUUUGCUGGCGUUGACUAAACUGCGCUCACAUAAAAUAAACCUUAAAUCACCUUUAAAAAAAAUCAAAAAACCGAAAAUUCCAUGUAAAUUUAAAGAAAAAACGAGAAAAAAUUGUUGAGAGAGCAAAAAAGAACAAGAACCAAACAUCACUAUAUGCUAAAGGAAUUAAAUACUUACGAUUUAUUAUAUAUUUAUGAAUUAUUACAAAGAUGCUUUUACGACAUUUUAUUGUGUUUUCGUAAAUAAAAUUAAUGUUUGAGGGCGAAACUGGGCACGUUUGACCGUAAGUUGUUUUUUUUUAAAAGAUAAUUCAAUGUUUGAAAAGUGCCUUGCAAAGUUUUUGUCUCUCCCUGGUGCUUCUUCUUCGUACACGACAUUUUAGAAUU
Molecule: messenger RNA, 3731 nt
Organism: Culicoides brevitarsis
Lineage: Eukaryota; Metazoa; Arthropoda; Insecta; Diptera; Ceratopogonidae
Gene: Nedd4
Product: E3 ubiquitin-protein ligase Nedd-4
Exons: 13
Coding region: 346-3363 (1005 amino acids)
Biological process (GO): protein polyubiquitination; ubiquitin-dependent protein catabolic process; regulation of dendrite morphogenesis
Cellular component (GO): cytoplasm
Molecular function (GO): ubiquitin protein ligase activity; sodium channel inhibitor activity; protein binding
Source: RefSeq, a predicted model, not a curated record